CGGCCGAGGAUUUGCGCCCCUUUGUGUUAUUUGAUUUACUAGUUUAUCGCAGUGUGUUUGACCAAAAACCCGAACCCAAAACAUGUGUGACUUGUUACUAAUUGACAUCGGAACAUGUUGGGUUUGGUGGUUGGUGUCCGGCCAAAUGAAAAACGAACAUGUUGGGUUCUCUUAGAUGUUUGACAGUUGGUUCCCGCCAUAAACAGACCCUCCUGUCCUUCAUUUCUCUACACACCUCCACCUCCACCUCCACCUCCACUACCACCAGCUUUAGUCCCAAAUUCAAGUCCCCUAUUCACGAAUCAAUCCAUCUCCUCCUAGAAAAAUGCACACACAUGAGAGAACUAAAGCAACUUCAUGCCCAAAUCAUCCUCCAAGGACUCACCCAACAAACCCUCACGCUUGGCAAACUCGUUUCUUUCUGUGCUGUUGCCGAGUCCGGUGAUCUUCAAUACGCACAGGUUGUGUUUGACGAAAUACCCGAACCCAAUAGGUACAUGUAUAACAGUUUGAUAAGGGGCUACUCAAAUAGUGAUGACCCAUUAAAGGCUAUUCGCCUUUACCAUCAAAUGAUUAGUUCAGGCCUUUCACCGAAUGAAUUUACAUUCCCAUUUGUUCUCAAGGUAUGUGCAUUCAAAUCGGCGUAUUUGGAUGCGGUGCUUGUUCAUGGACAUGCCAUUAAACUGGGAUUUGUGUCCCAAGUUUGUGUCCAAAAUGCGCUCAUUAAUGUUUUUGUUGUUUGUGGGUUGAUUCAUUGUGCUCGGAAAGUGUUUGCUGAUAUUGGUGAUAGGACUUUGGUUUCUUGGAAUUCGAUGAUUGGUGGGUAUUCUAAAAUGGGCUGUUGCAAGGAAGCAUUUUUACUCUUUCGGGAGAUGAGAGAACUAGGUGUGGUGCCUGAUGAGUUUACCUUUGUUAAUCUCCUUUCUGUUUGUUCACAAACUUGUGAUUUGGAAUCAGGAAGAUAUGUGCAUUCAUAUAUAGAGGUCACAGGGUCUAAAACUGAUAUAUAUGUCCAGAAUGCUCUUGUCGAUAUGUAUGCAAAGUGUGGUCAUCUGCAUACAGCCCAAGCAUUUUUUGACCGAAUGCUUGAUAAAAACGUGGUCUCAUGGACAUCCAUGGUUAGUGCAUAUGCUAAACAUGGGCUUAUUGAUUUUGCUCAGAAAUUUUUUGAACAAAUGCCUGUGAAAAAUGUGGUUUCUUGGAAUUCUAUGAUUUCGUGUUAUGUCCAAGAAGGUCGCUGCAGGGAAGCUUUGGAUCUUUUUGGCGAAAUGUGUAAUUCAAGAGUGGUUCCUGAUGAAACUACUCUAGUUAGUGUUCUUUCAUCCUGUUCUCAACUUGGCGAUUUGGUUAUGGGGAAGAGAACUCACAAUUACAUAUGCAGUAACAAUAUAACACCUAGCAUUACUUUAAGUAAUGCCCUUGUAGACAUGUAUGCAAAAUGUGGUCCUGUACAGAUUGCGUUGGAUAUCUUUCUUGAGAUGCCGGAGAAGAAUGUGGUGUCAUGGAAUGUGAUGAUUAGGGCGCUUGCACUACAUGGGUGUGGAUUUAAAGCGAUCCAACUCUUUGAAAAGAUGCAAGGUAGUGGGAUAUGGCCUGAUGAGAUCACCUUCAUGGGGAUGCUUUGUGCUUGUAGUCACAGUGGUCUUGUGGACAUUGGGCGAUAUUACUUCGAUAGAAUGGGUCUUAUUUACGGAAUACCUUAUGAAAUUGAGCACUAUGCUUGCAUGGUUGAUCUUCUUGGGCGUGGUGGGCACUUGGAAGAAGCGAUUAAGUUGAUAGGAGGAAUGCCAAUGAAGCCCGAUGUUGUAGUUUGGGGUGCUUUGUUGGGUGCCUGUAGGACUCAUGGCAAUUUCAUGGUUGGGAAGCAAAUUUUGAAACAGCUACUAGAGUUAGAGCCCCAUAGUGGAGGACUUUAUGUCCUCCUCUCAAACAUAUAUUGUGAAGCUCGAAGAUGGGAUGAUGUGAAGAAGAUAAGAAAACUAAUGAAGGACCACAGGAUCAAAAAAGGCAAUGCAAUCAGCUCUAUUGAAAUUGAUGGCUCAUUUCAUGAAUUCAUGGUUGACGACAAGAGACGUGAUGCUACAAGUGGUAUCUACAGUAUGCUUGAUCAGUUAACAGACCAUUUAAAGUCUGAAGGGUAUUUAUGCAAACUUUCAAGUGCGUUUUUGGAUGCAGAAGAAAUGUAGUGCUGUGCUAGGAAUGGCACUGCAUUUGAAGCGGUGGGGUGUAGCAAUGCAUUCCUUGAAACGCAUGUAUGCAGAAUGCAGUUUUACCACUGCAAUACCUUGGAUAUCUUUCUGGAAUGCCAGCUGAGAAUGUGACAUCGUAGAAUGUGAUGAUUGGGUCCCUUGCAUACCGUGAGUCGAUUUUAGUUGAUCUUUGACUUGCAAAGAAGCAAGCCAGAGGGAUCUGAUCUGACAAAAUUACCUUCAAGUAAUGGCAAUGUAGAGACGGCGAAGCACAUUAUAAGACAGCUAUUGCAGUUGCUAGAGAUGGUGGAGGCCUUUGUGUGUUUAUCCGAAAUGUAUAUUGUGAAGCUGAAAGAUGUGAUGAAGAUGACAAGAUAUGAAGAACUGGAGGAAGCUAAUGAAGGACCAUGCAAUCAUAAAGUUCGAACGGUUAGCUUGAUUCAAAUUGAUGCUUCUAGCAGCAUUAAUCCCUUGCUUGAUCAAUUAAUGGAUUAUAUAUACUCUGUAGGUUGUGGACUUCCCGAAUGCUUAGGAAUCUUUUGUUGUAUCAUCAAAUUUUGGAAAUCUGACUAUAUUCAAUAAUAUUGUACGUUCUUAGCAAGUAUAAAGCUGCAAUUGUUAGACGCUGCAAUUGUUAGGAACAGAAUAACUGUGUG
Molecule: messenger RNA, 2845 nt
Organism: Cornus florida
Lineage: Eukaryota; Viridiplantae; Streptophyta; Magnoliopsida; Cornales; Cornaceae
Product: pentatricopeptide repeat-containing protein At2g22410, mitochondrial-like
Exons: 1
Coding region: 159-2186 (675 amino acids)
Biological process (GO): RNA modification
Molecular function (GO): RNA binding; protein binding
Source: RefSeq, a predicted model, not a curated record